CGCCGUUCAGCCGAGGAAAAAGCUAGCUGUUAUAGCUUGUACUUCGGCAAUUAUUUAUCACAAUUUUAUUAAGUUUCAUUCUAAAUUUAAGCUCAAUUAUAUGAUAAAAUAUAAUAAACUAAACAAGCAAGCGCAACGCGUGACAAUCUUUGCUCAAUUUUAGUGAGAAUUUCGUAAAUAUGUGUUUAGUGAGGUGAAAAAUUUUUUGCUUAUUUUUUGCGACACUCGGGCGCCAGAAUGUCUGACGAGCUCGAAGCUAGGAUGUGGGACGACGGAGGCUCCAGGUACGAGUCCAGGAGCCGGGGAGCGUAUUUCGAGUCGGCCUUUGCCUCUUCAGAGCAUCUAGACAGGGCGCCUUUGUUGUCCGAGGAGACAUACACGGACGUGCCGGUGACGCCGGCGCCGGACACCGAGCACUGCCACUGGAAGCCGCACGCGGAGCCGCCCAGCGCGAUACCGCAGCUGCUCACCGCGCUCGUGCUAUGCGGUUUUUUCAUGGUAUGCGAGCUGAUAGGCGGGUACCUGGCGGGCAGCCUGUCCGUGAUGUCGGACGCGGCGCACAUGCUGAGCGACUGCGGCGGGUUCGCGCUGGCGCUGCUCGCGUUCCACUGCGCCAAGCGGAAGCCCGACGUGCACAUGUCCUACGGGUACAAGCGGGCUGAGGUGCUCGGCGCGAUGGUGUCCGUCCUUCUGAUCUGGAUUCUGACGGGUGUGUUUGUGUACGUGGCGGCGACGCGGCUGCACUCCGGCGAGUACAACAUAGAGCCGGACAUCAUGAUGAUCGUGUCGGGGUGUGGCGUCGGCUUCAACGUCAUACUGGCUGUGGUGCUGCACGGAUGCGCUUCCGAUAUCGCCCACCACCACUCGCACGGCGGCGCGGCGUGUGCGCACGCGCACGGGCCCAGCGAGCCGCGCCCCCGCUUCAAGCUGUUCCACCGCUCGCGCGAGCACAAGCACGCCAACGGACUCGUCAACGGAGACUACAGCAUGAAGGACCUCUCCAGCGCUGAGGCCAACGUCGUGGGGGCCAGGGCUCGUAACAUCAACCUGCGUGCGGCGUUGAUCCACGUGAUCGGCGACCUGAUACAGAGUUGCGGAGUGCUGCUCGCCUCCGUACUCAUCAAGUUCUAUCCGGAAGCGAAGGUGGUGGACCCGAUCUGCACGUUCCUGUUCAGCGUGCUGGUGCUGCUGACGUCGGCGCGCGUGGUGCGCGACGCGCUCAACAUGCUCAUGCAGGCCGUGCCCAAGGACUUCAGGUAUCGAGAAUGCGCGGCGGCGCUGUCGGGCGUGGCGGGCGUGCGCCACGUGCACUCGCUGCACGCCUGGGCGCUCUCCACGCACCACGUCGUGCUCACCGCGCACCUCGCCAUCGGUAACCACCACUACACACACACGCACACGCACACACACACGUACCGCGAGUGCGCGGCGGCGCUGUCGGGCGUGGCGGGCGUGCGCCACGUGCACUCGCUGCACGCCUGGGCGCUCUCCACGCACCACGUCGUGCUCACCGCGCACCUCGCCAUCGGUAACCACCACUACACACACACGCACACGCACACACACACGUACCGCGAGUGCGCGGCGGCGCUGUCGGGCGUGGCGGGCGUGCGCCACGUGCACUCGCUGCACGCCUGGGCGCUCUCCACGCACCACGUCGUGCUCACCGCGCACCUCGCCAUCGGUAACCACCACUACACACACACGCACACGCACACACACACGUACCGCGAGUGCGCGGCGGCGCUGUCGGGCGUGGCGGGCGUGCGCCACGUGCACUCGCUGCACGCCUGGGCGCUCUCCACGCACCACGUCGUGCUCACCGCGCACCUCGCCAUCGGUAACCACCACUACACACACACGCACACGCACACACACACGUACCGCGAGUGCGCGGCGGCGCUGUCGGGCGUGGCGGGCGUGCGCCACGUGCACUCGCUGCACGCCUGGGCGCUCUCCACGCACCACGUCGUGCUCACCGCGCACCUCGCCAUCGGUAACCACCACUACACACACACGCACACGCACACACACACGUACCGCGAGUGCGCGGCGGCGCUGUCGGGCGUGGCGGGCGUGCGCCACGUGCACUCGCUGCACGCCUGGGCGCUCUCCACGCACCACGUCGUGCUCACCGCGCACCUCGCCAUCGGUAACCACCACUACACACACACGCACACGCACACACACACGUACCGCGAGUGCGCGGCGGCGCUGUCGGGCGUGGCGGGCGUGCGCCACGUGCACUCGCUGCACGCCUGGGCGCUCUCCACGCACCACGUCGUGCUCACCGCGCACCUCGCCAUCGACGAGCUGACCGACCCGGAGACAGUGCUCCACGCGUGCCAGCAGCUAGCCCGCGUGGAGUUCGGCGCGCAUUCUGGAACGUUCCAAGUGGAGCGCUGGAACGCGCGCAUGGCGUCGUGCGAGCAGUGCCGCCUGCAGCCCGGCGCGCAGCCCUGACACCUCGCCACGCUGUCCAGUGUGCCCGCGCUGGCACCACUGGCAUUGCAUUAGUUCCAUGGUGCGUACAAUCAUUUCAUAGCUCCAGUACCGAUGGUGCGUCUGGUCUUAUAGUUAAAAAUUACUGGGCGUUUUUAUGUAUUAAUUCCGGGUCAAUAUUGGCCGCUUAGUAUUCCGGGUCAAAAUUGUCCGUUUGAUAUUCUCGGUCGAAAUUGGCCGUUUAGUGUCCUUGAUAAAAAAUUGCCUGAUUAGUAUUCCGGGUCAAAAAUGACCAUUUAGCAUUCCGAGUCAAAAUUGGGCGCUGGUCGCUAUUGGACGUUAAAAACAUAUUUUCAUGACAAUUAUUUGGACAAUUGCUUAUUAAUUUGUCAAUUUUUUUUAUAAAUUCUAACGUAAAUUAUAAUACGGUUAUCCGAUUUGACGUUCAUUUUUUAAUUUGACUUUAACAAUAAUGAUCUCAUUCAGAUAGUAUAAUUCGAAUAGUGGUGCUUUUACAUACAAACUGAAGCGAAUAUUUUUAUUUUAAUAUCUAUUCUCUUAUAAAGGACUAAUGUUUCUCAUUAAAUUGUGAAAUGAGACGAUUGCCCACUCUUUCAAAAUUAACUCUUGUUGGCAAAGACGAAUUUUUAAAACAGCACGGAAAAUAAAUAAAAUAUAAAUUGUCUACGCCAAGAGAAGCUAAUAAAAAAAAAACGUUUGAUAUUGUAAUCAAUUAUUCGACUUAUUAAACAUGUUUAUAAAAAUAUUGGAUAAAUUGAUAUGUUAAAAUAUUUUUAAAAAACAUACCAAAUAAAGAAGAAAAACAAUUGAAAAAAUAAUUAUUGAUAGUAUUAUAAUUGUGCCAAUGACGUAAAUGUUACAUACGUUAUCGAUUUCUACUGUAAGAUAGUUUAUUGGACGAAAUGUAUCUGCUGUGUAUUUAGUGUAGAUUAAGGAACUUAUAUUUGUUAUUUAUCAGAACUUAUUUCCAUUAGAGUGAUUAAAAUAUUCAAAAAUCUAUAUUUCUAUAACGCCCGCGCGUUUUUACCAUACUUUCGUAACUGGAAUCACGUGACAGCUGUCAAACUGACAGCUCGAAAGCGUAAAGGAUGUACGAGUUACUUUUUAUAAUUUUUCGGCUCCUGAUACUGGUUCCUUCAGUCGGGUAAAAAGAAGAACUUGUACGUUCGUGAAAUGACUUAAUUCUAUCUUCUCUAGUCUCUCUUACUAUUUCUUAGAAUUCACUUAAUUUUUCUUUGUCUUACUUACCUGAGAUUUUAAAGAUUUGUAAAUAAGUCAUAGCAGUUUUUUGUUAAAUUAUUCACUAUUAAAUGGCAAUAAGUUUUGAUAAUAACAUAAUCUUGUGAAGACAUACAUAGCUACUGUUUUAGACUUGUAAAGAAUGUCCAUUCGAUUUAAAUUAUUUUUGGAUUCAUAAUCUACACUCCCUAAUAGUAAACGAAAAGAUAAUUGUGAAAAAAACAUUAAAGAAUUUCAUACUUGUCACAGAAAUGACAAAUUUAUUUAUUAUUAAAAAGAAAACAUUUAUUGGGGCUCCUUUUUUAAAUAUGUAAUAAAAAAAAUAAUAGUAAUGUUUUUGAUAAUAAACUCAUUAUAAACAGGGUUAUAAGAACAGUUUUAAAAAAGGCCCUGUUUAGUUUUCCUUGAUAUAUCCAUGAGUGCAAGUAUUUUCACGAAAUUAACAGAUUUUACUGACAUGAAUAUAAAAAUAAUUUAAUAACCACGACUAUAUUAAAUGUUUUGUUUUGACAUUUUGCUGAAUUCGUAGCUUUAAAUAUGUAUUAAUAUUAGUAUAAUUAGUGAACACGAUAUUUUUAAUGUUGAAUCGUUGUACAGUACAAUAUUUUUUGUAGCUUUCCAUUAUUGUGUAAAGUUUAGUGUUUCGCAAGCGUUGGACGCUCGAAACCCUUCUACAGUCUUCAUUAGCUUCUUCCAAAUACUAGAACUUGUAUACUUAGAGUAGUUUUUCUAGCGCUUAAAUCGAUCAAAGCGCUUAUUCGCGAGCAUUUGGCGUGUUUAAUGUUAAAAGUGCUAAAUAAUCGACAUGUAAACCAAAGUUGUAGUAGGUUUUUGACUUAAAUACCUAUUGUUUUGCUAAUGUUAUGGUACAUAUACCUCUAUUAUACGACUAAAUUUAAUAUUCAUUAUUAUAGUUAUAAAUGCCCGUUCACAUUGACACUCGGAAAACAGGAAACUUAGCCUGUGUCUUGAGCUAUGUGGUUCAUCGUUACAUAUUAUAAAACAAAGACCCUCGCCGCGUCUGUCUGAAUUUGAUAACCUCAAAAACUCCCGAACGGAUUUUGAUUUAGUAUGGAGACAAUUUGAGACCCUGGGAAGGAGAUAGGCUAUUUUAUUAUUCAAGAAAAACUCAUUUUCGUAUGUAAAGCUGCAAGUAUAAGCUAGUAAAAAUUGCACAUAAAAAAGUAAAUUCGAAAUUGUGUAACGUAUUUUUUCUAUGUUUACAUCAAUUGCAUAUAUAGGCGUAGUUAUAGUUAGGUGGGCACCACAAAAUCAAGACAUUUUUUACUUCUAUGACAUAUGCCUUCCCCGAAAAACUAUACGUCAAUGUGCAAAUAUCGUCAUAAAAAAAAUAUUAAAAUCGGUUCAUUCGUUUAUAAAAUAUAAUGCCACACACACUCAAAUGCGCAUACACAGAUACUCAUGACAUAUGUCAUAUCUACACAGAUACACGGAUACACCGAUAGACACGUAAAACUUAUAAUACCUCUUUCUGUGCAAGGGGUUAAACACUAGUCGAAUGUGAACGGGCGCGAGGUGAUGCUAGUACUUUAUACAGGGUGCGUGAAUAUGUUGUAAAGGUCAAUUGUGACUACACCAGUUGAAACGUGAACACAAUUAGUAUUUAUAUUGUAUAUUGUUCACAUUGUAGAUUAUCGUCGACUGUUAUUGAUGCUAUAUCUUAUUAAUGGGUAGUUAGGGUUUAAAUUGCCACCACAGUGGUAUAUAGUAUGAAAUGAUAUUUUAAAUAUAAAAAAAUAAUUACAAUCACGAUAUUUCUUCUAAUCAUAAUAUCUACAAUUUUUUUUUUGUAAUCAAUAAUUAUGUGAUUGUAUUAGCAUUUUGUAUGGUAAUCACAAGCCAUGCGCCUAUGCACUAAAUUUAAAUUUUGUACGCCUAAAAAGCAAAACAUGUAGAUACUUUUUAAAACUUAAGAUCUUGUACAAAUUUAUUGUCACUCAUGUUUUACAAAAUAAAUAUCUAUAUCUUCAUGAUGUGUGGCUGUUUCGACUCUUAACCGAUCGGUUAUGUUGCCAUACGGCAGUUUUUAACUGAUCCUAACCGCUACGACGGAACUAUAGCGAAAAUGGACCAAUCAGAAUUGAGGUUAUUUGACGUGCGUAUAAGUGACAUAUUUUGAUUGGUUUAUUGUAGUUAUUGAUCUGCAGUUAGGGAUCGGGGCGUGUAUUGAAGUCUGCUGGAGUGGUUGCAUUAAAAUACGUAAUUCGAUUUUAUAAUUUUUUAACUUCACAAAUAUAUUAUUGCAAUUUUUUUUUACUUUUUGGCAAUUGUAAAUAUUUACCGUCCAACACAGGUAGACUGUACUUUUUUUUAUAAAAUUACUAUAUUUUUGUCGGUUACUAAUUUUAUAUUUUGUCUAAAAACAUUUGAGUAGUAGAAGAAAAUAAAAAAAUAAAAAUUAACAUUUAAAAAUAAGAUAUAGCUUCAGCAACACGUCAACUCAUUCCCUUCGUAUAUUUAGUGUUAGAAAAUAUAACUUGUAUAUGUAGCGAAAUAAUUUUAUUGUUACUCGUUAUUUUAUAAUCGUUAGAAUUAAGCAGUUACAUUAAUUUAUUCAUCGCGCACUUUAAAUUAUUUACCACUUUGUUGAUUUUGUUUUUAUUUUUAGAUUUCAUGACGUUUCCUUGUAUUUUUUCUAGGUAUUGUAAAAACGGCAAUGUACUUAAAUUAAUUAAUUUAUACAGAUCCAACGAAGCUUUAUUGGUGUUAGUGUAUCUUGUUUCUCUAUAAGGGCGCCAGUCAAUAAGUAGAACGGGGAAUAAAAAACAGGAAUUGUAUUUGCAGUUGUUCUUAGUUGCGUAAAUCGAAGUACUGUUCACAAAAAAUAAUCUUUAAAACCUUAUGAAUGAACAAGAAUUGCUAAAUUAAUCAUCGGAAUAUAUAUUUCGAGUUUAGACACUUCCCCUCGCUCCCCUACAGGCGCUCAUUAUCUACAUUUCAUAAGAAAAUACUACACCAAUUUCAAUAUCAAAGAUUUUUAUUUGCUCAACUAGGAAAUUAUUGAAUGCGUUCUAACUUGUUUCUUUUUCGAUACGUAAUUUGUCUUGUUUUAAAGUUUAAUUAUAAUUAGGGCAUUUUUUUAAAUAUAAAAGUAAUAUUACGAAAAAAAUUACAGUUUUUUUUUUUUAAUUAGUUAAAUUGUUUCACAUUAAUUAUAAUUUAUUCGAUGGUAAAUUUUUAUUUAUUGAAAAAUGGCCCUAAUAAGAGGUAAUUUGACGGCCCCCAAGAACAAAAUCUUAUCUGCAAAAUAUCAACUCAGUAUUAAGGUUUUAAUUUCAGUGACAAUAUAAAUAUCAAUUACUUAUUUCAAAACUAUUGAUUGUUAUCAAAAAAUAAUUUAUUUCAUAUUUUGAGGUGACUAAUUGAUUUUUAUAUUUUCACUUAACCUAAAACCGUCAUACUGCAACUAGACAUUUUGCAAAUGAGAUUUUGUUCUUGAGACUGUUGCGUUGUUUGUCAAAGGUGCUAUCGCGUCUUGUCAUCAAUUUUGACCAUUAUUGGACCAUUCUGGAUUGUAACUAGAUGGGUUUUAGUUUAGUUUUAAGUGAGACUGUUUAUAAUCUGUAGUCGGCAUUAUGUUAAAAGACUUUUGCACACGCUGUAAGAGCGAAAUUUAUUUAGAAUAUUUUUUGGAAAAAAAGAUUUUUUUGAAGUUCAUACAUUAACGUUGGGGUUAAAUUAGAGCCGUGGUUUUAGAAAGUAUGUAAUAAUUUAAACUGAAUUUAAAGACACUUUCUAAAAGCAAAGGGUCAAAUUUGACCAUCGGUUCAAUAAAUAAUUAAGUCAAGGCGCAAUGUAUGAAAAAACUUAGCAAUUACUAGGGUCGUAGCUAUGACACCUUCCUACAAUCGUUAACGCUAACAGAAACAGAAAGAUGUAUGGGAGUGACAUCCUAACGAUAAGAUUAUCGCUACGAUAUGUCAUUCUCAUCCACAUCGUUAGCGUUUACGAUUGUAGAAUGAGAUUUUGGAAACAGUCCCAGAUCUUUUAAUAUUUCAAAUAGAAUUCGCUCUUACUGCUAUAUCGUUUUUUUGUUGUAGAAAAUAGCGUUAUAGAAUAGCAGUUUACACCAUAUUGUCUUAGCUCAAUUUAAUCCAUAUACAUAAGUUAUAAUGUAGAUUGUACGGAAAA
Manduca sexta (tobacco hornworm) is the source of this 7854-nucleotide messenger RNA. Its product is annotated as zinc transporter 2. Gene Ontology annotation, molecular function: zinc ion transmembrane transporter activity. Gene Ontology annotation, cellular component: plasma membrane. The coding region runs from base 238 to 2463 and encodes 741 amino acids. Gene Ontology annotation, biological process: response to zinc ion; zinc ion transmembrane transport. Lineage: Eukaryota; Metazoa; Arthropoda; Insecta; Lepidoptera; Sphingidae. The transcript is spliced from 9 exons. The record is from RefSeq and is a predicted model, not a curated record.